AUGGCUAAAGAAAGGCCUAAUCCUACAGAAUCGGGCGUAAAGCGCCUCUCGGAGUCCGACUAUGCAGUCUCGUCGACUUGCACAUCUCGGGUGCCGUCUCUUGAAUCUCAAGAAACAUUUCGACUCACACAUGCACCCAGGGCGGCUCUAACGUUGUUUCUUGCCACGACCGAUUCGACAAUUGUAUCCACGAGUUUGCCCACGAUCUCCGCAGAGUUCAACGCGACACAGAGCGAGUACACCUGGGUUGGCAUCGCUUACAUGUUAACGCAAACGGCCUUCCAGCCCCUGUAUGGCAGGUUAUCCGAUCUGGUCGGACGCAAGAUUGUAUUAUUUUCGAGCAUGUUCAUUUUUGCUCUUGGGUCACUGCUUUGUGGCGCAGCGAAGUCGAUGAUGGGUCUAAUUCUAGCAAGAGCUUUGGCUGGUGUUGGUGGCGGUGGCAUUGUCAGUUCUGUUUGGGUAAUCACUGCCGAACUCGUGGAGCCAAAGCGAAGGUCCAACUGGUCGCAAGCACUCAGCGUCACUUGGAGCUGCUCGGCGGUUGCGGGCCCUAUACUUGGAGGGCUUUUUAGCAUUUUUUUGAACCUGCCUGUCUGUUUUGCCGCGUUUGUGGUGUUGUUGAUCACCCUUCACAACGUGCCCUUAAGCUGUGCAAGGGAUGCGUCCUGGAGAUCCUUCGCCCAAAAAUUUGACUUUGUCGGCCUGUUCUUAUUCAUGGCGGGCACCAGUUGCAUCGUGCUUGGAUGCAAUUUUGCAAUGAGCUACGGUUGGUAUGCACCUAUAACCAUCGUUCUGACUGUCAUGGGACCUAUCAUCCUCAUUACUGGCGGGAUCUACGAAGCGUACACAAAGCGUGAUGCGCUUUUCCCACCAGCGGCCUUUAGGAGCCUCAUUGUCGGUACCAUACUGACGAUAACGUUUCUUCACCAAUUCGUGUUCAACGCAGGAACAUUCUAUCUCGCAUUGUACUUUCAGGUUGUCAAUGGCGCAUCGCCGCUCCAGGCUGGGAUCCAGAUGCUCCCCUACUCACUAGGAUCAUCUGUUGCAUCUAUGCCGGCCGCAUGGUUCAUGUCGAAGUGGCAAGAACGGAAGGGCCACACCGGCGGUCAAAACAUCAUUAUAGGCAUGGGCCUUCUUAUCGCAACCACCGGUUUUGGAUUAAUGGUUAUUCUUAAUGAGCGAUCAAGCCAGGCUCUUCAGUCGAUCUUCCCCUUAAUAGCCGGGAUUGGUGUCGGAAUGCUGUUUCAUGCACCAUAUCAAAUCUUCACCCGUGCACUUGGUCCGUCGGAGCUUGCUACUGGGACAAGUGCCUUUUUCCUGACCAGGUUCACUGGCGCUACUGUUGGUCUCUCUGUGGCUGGGAUGGUCUUCGAUGAUCAGCUGGGCCACAACCUUCCGUCGUCAUAUGCAAGCCUUGCAUCGUCUUCAUCUGUUGAGAAGUUAGUGUCCUCUAUCGGGUCUCCGUCCGUGAGAUCGAAAGUCCUGGGCGGCAUCUCCGGAGCUAUCAGUGCAAUCUGGAUAGUGUGUACGCCGUGCUUGGGUGUGGCACUGAUUGCACUUUAUCUGACGACUAUUCUCAAGCUCGCUUUCUUCAUAAAACGUCUUCCGAUAGAAGACCUCCGAGAAUCCGAGACAAAAGAGCCUGAAAAAAGUCUGUCAGUCGGGUCAAUACACCCCGAACGGGAAGGUGAAUCUCCCACCAAUACUAUCAGAUCCUAG
Coniophora puteana RWD-64-598 SS2 is the source of this 1719-nucleotide messenger RNA. RefSeq names its product MFS general substrate transporter. The coding region runs from base 1 to 1719 and encodes 572 amino acids. Gene Ontology annotation, cellular component: membrane. Gene Ontology annotation, molecular function: transmembrane transporter activity. NCBI's taxonomy places the organism in Eukaryota, Fungi, Basidiomycota, Agaricomycetes, Boletales, Coniophoraceae. The record is from RefSeq and is a predicted model, not a curated record. Gene Ontology annotation, biological process: transmembrane transport. The transcript is spliced from 14 exons.